Molecule: messenger RNA, 1344 nt
Organism: Porites lobata
Lineage: Eukaryota; Metazoa; Cnidaria; Anthozoa; Scleractinia; Poritidae
Source: the annotation of a GenBank genome assembly
AUGGUGCAGUACUGGUUUGAUGGUGACAAACAUGAAGUGAAACCUGCGCCUCACGGAAAUGCCAAGAAAAACAGGAUGCCUUUUCGAAGAACACGUCAAAGCACAAAAGACAAACUGCGGGUAGCAGCGACAACAAUGCAGCCAAAACGUGCGUACAACCAAACCAAAGCAACUAUUGGAAGAACCUAUGAUUUGCCAUCCAUAGCAGCUGCGCCAAGGGACCCAAUGCAAGCCAAAAACUUCCGGAAAAUGUCUGGUAAUCAAUCUCAUCAGUUCAAGGAGAGUAAUUGCAGUGAUUGUCAAGACCACAGUGAUCCUCUAUUUGCUGUUCUGCUCCAAUGUAAAGAGCAGCAAGGUGACUUGAACACCGCAUUUGUCAGAGAGGUUCGUUGUGCUCCAGAACCAGAGGUUGUGUGUGCCACACAACAACAACUUGUAGACACAGAACGGUUCUGCUGUAAUCCCCAUCAGUUCACUGUUUUAGGGGUGGACCCAUCAUUUAACGUUGGCAAGUUUUGCUACACCCUAACUACCUACAGGCAUCUCAUGGUUGUUGACAAGGUGACAGGAAAGCAUCCAGUUAUGAUUGGUCCUAUCCUGUUCCACAUGAGAAAACUGGAGGCCUCAUACAAGCUUCUCACAUCUACUAUGGUGAACUUAAAUCCAAACCUGUCAGGGUUGAUGUCGUUUGGAACAGAUGGAGAGUACAAUGUAGCAAAAGCAUUCUCUGAUCAAUUCGUAUUUGCAAUGCAGAUGAGAUGCAAGAAGCAUUUAGAAGACAACAUAGAGUCAGCAAUGGUGCGCAUUGGUAUCCCAGCGAAGAUGAGAAGGGAAAUACUUGUAGACAUCUUUGGAGUACAAGAGGGCAGUACGAAGUAUUUUGGACUUGCUGAUGCAAGCAAUACUGUUGACUUUGAUGAGAAACUCGGUCACCUCCAGCAUAAAUGGGCUGAGGCCGAUCCUAUGGGUUUGGAGUUUGGAGAAUGGUUUAGGCGCAAUUCGGUGAAGGUCAUUAAAGACAGCAUGUUGCGUCCUUUGAGAGAACAAUGUCAACUUGGAUCACCACCUGAUUUCUACUAUAACAAUGGCAAUGAGUCUAUGAACAAGGUGUAUCAAAAGUGGUGUAAGGAGUCCUCGGGCAAAAGACAGCUCAGCAUGAGCGAGGCUACCAGAGAGAUGAGAGCACUGGUGGCACAGCGUCAGAUGGAUGUAGAAGAUGCUAUCUUUGGGGUAGGCCCUUACAAGAUAAUCCCAGAAUUCAAACACCUUGAAGUAGAAACAGCAGUAUUUAAAAGUAUGUCUAAGGAACAACGUUUGGCUGCUGUUAAACGUUUUAACAAGGUA